This is a messenger RNA of Sitophilus oryzae (rice weevil), 2650 nucleotides long. It is a transcript of the gene Klp68D, whose product is annotated as kinesin-like protein Klp68D. The coding region runs from base 233 to 2359 and encodes 708 amino acids. Gene Ontology annotation, molecular function: ATP binding; microtubule motor activity; microtubule binding. Gene Ontology annotation, biological process: microtubule-based movement. The record is from RefSeq and is a predicted model, not a curated record. NCBI's taxonomy places the organism in Eukaryota, Metazoa, Arthropoda, Insecta, Coleoptera, Curculionidae. The transcript is spliced from 13 exons.
UUACAGGAGCCUGCAGGUGCAAAAUUUGACUUUCAAUUUUGACACGAGAUGCUGGACGUUAAACAAAAAAGGGAAAACAAGAACAACAAAUGGCACGGUGAUUUAAAUACAAAAGGCGCACUCCAGAAAAUCAAUAGCGGCAAUAAACAUUUUAUCAAUGAUAGCAGAGGAAAUAAGUGUUUAAUAUAUUUUUAAUAGUGUUAUAUAACCUUUUUUUACACCAGAAAUAAAAAUGACCUCAGAAGCUAGCGAAUCUAAUUCUACAGAUAAAUUAUCGAGUAACGAAUCCGUACAAGUUAUUGUGAGAUGCAGACCUUUAAGUCUUCAGGAAUUGCAGCAGCAGUGUACAAGUGUCGUAAAAAUAUACUCAAACAGGGGUGUUAUCGAGGUAGAAAAUCCAAAAGCCAGAAGCGAAAAUGAAAGGAGUAAAAUGUUUACGUACGAUGCCGUGUAUGACGAAAAAUCCACACAGCAGGCCUUAUACGACGAGACUAUUCGACCACUGGUCGCUUCUGUGCUGGAGGGGUACAAUUGUUGUGUGUUCGCCUAUGGUCAGACGGGCACUGGCAAAACAUACACGAUGGAAGGGUGUGAUGGAGAGGAUAUUGGUAUAAUUCCAAGAGCAUUUGAUCAGAUAUGGUCUCACAUAGCCAGAAAAACAGGCGUUGAAUUUUUGGUGAGCGUCAGAUAUAUGGAAAUUUACAUGGAGGAAAUAAGAGAUUUGUUAAAAAUAAAGAGCACCAAAGUACACGAAUUAAGAGAGAUGCCCGGCGAAGGAGUGGUGGUUACUAAUUUGCACUCUCACAACUGUCAAAGCGCGAAAGACAUGUUGAAAGCGAUGAAAACGGGGAACUUUAAUCGAACUACUGGAGCGACGAAUAUGAACGAGCACAGUUCGAGAUCGCACGCUAUUUUUCAGAUAAUAAUUGAGAUGGUGGAAGGUCACUCAAAGUCUAUGAAAGUUGGCAAAUUGAACUUGGUGGACUUGGCAGGCAGCGAGAGGCAAUCCAAGACUGGGGCGACAGGAGAUAGACUUAAAGAAGCUACCAAAAUUAACAAGGCCUUGUCCUCGUUAGGUAAUGUUAUCUACGCCCUGGCCGAAAACUCCGCCCACAUUCCCUAUCGCGACUCCAAACUCACCAGGUUGUUGCAAGACUCCUUGGGCGGUAACAGCAAAACGAUCAUGAUAGCUAAUGUGGGCCCGGCCAGUAUGAACUACGACGAGACUAUCGUUACUCUGAGGUACGCCUACCGCGCCAAGAGUAUCAAGAACAAACCGAUCAAGAACGAGGAUAUUAAAGACGGAAAAUUGCUUCUGAUGCAACAAGAAAUCGAAAGAUUGAGGGCUCUGAUCAGUGAAAAGAGUAACGGGGUCGAUAUGAACGGCUUGAAUGGACAAAACGCGGAAGAAUCUGAUAGUGACGAGAGCGAUAAUGUCGAAAAAGAAAAGCAGUUAGAGCUGGGCAAAAUGGAAGUCGAUGAGCUGGCUAAAAAACUUAAAACCCUGGAAAAGCAAAUGGUUCAUGGAGGAAAAGAUAUCGUGGACAGCGUGAACGAGAACGAACUGAAAUUGGAACAACAAAAAGCCGAAAUUGCUGACAGAAAAAAAAAAGAAAUUGAGAUGCAACAAAGGAUCGAGCUUGAGGAAGAGACUUGCAGCGAACUGAAACAAGUUUUCGCUAGUUUACAGCAACAAGUUGACUUUAAGAGAGAUAAGUUGAAGAGAAUUAAUAAUAAAUUGCAAUCAAUCAGACAGGAAAUUAAAGAUAAUCACGAGGUGUAUCUUAAGGAUAGACAGGAAAUUGAGAAUGCCAACGACGAAGCCACAGUAAAUCUGAGACAGGCUUUUCUGAUCAUCGACAAUUUCGUACCCUCUGAAGAAAGGAGCAGGAUUAUUAGUUUGGCUCAGUUUGAUGAAAAUUUGGACAAUUGGAUCAUUAAGAAAGAAAUCGAGAAGAUAUUACCUUCAGAGAGACCGAGGGCACACAAUUACAGACGUCCUAUAUCAGACUAUGCCAUACAACAGGGCCAACUCAAUCCAAAAUAUAGAGGUGAGAACGUCUUGGACCUAAAACUGGACAUGCCCUUGAGAACGACGCAGGACUACGUCCCUCCCGCCAUCUGCCCUCAGAUUAAAGCUCUAGUCAAUGACGUCAUAAAGAAAGAGAUGGACAACUGCCACGUCACUAUCAAGAUGGCGCCCCAUUCGAUGUCUCGAAGCGCGGGAGGCGUGUCCAAGUUGGAACAGGAGGGGAAGUACAAACAAGCUCUCAGAAGUUUGGUGGAUGUUAAUAGUCUCAAGGCUUCAAAUAAACCUGUACCGCCAAGGUCAGCAAAGUCAGCCUAUCACUUGAAAUAGUAGGCCUCUAGUUGACACUUUUAGUUAUUUUUUUUGUGAUAUUUUUUAUUGUUUUUUUAUUGCUUUGUAUUUAUUGCUACGUUCUAUACAGAUUUAUUUUUUAUACACAAUUUUAUUUAAGUAGCGUUGUUAGAAAAUAAAAGAAAAAUUGUGAUGAUAUUCGUCGAGCGCCAAACUUGAUUUAAUUAUAAAAAGAAAAAAAUGUUUUGUUAAAGCUUUUAUGAGUACAUACUCAAAUUUCAGUUAUUUUACGUUAAACUGUUUAAAAAUGCAUUUUUGAACUGCAUUUUA